Molecule: messenger RNA, 2014 nt
Organism: Baudoinia panamericana UAMH 10762
Lineage: Eukaryota; Fungi; Ascomycota; Dothideomycetes; Mycosphaerellales; Teratosphaeriaceae
Exons: 2
Coding region: 83-1846 (587 amino acids)
Biological process (GO): proteolysis
Molecular function (GO): aspartic-type endopeptidase activity
Source: RefSeq, a predicted model, not a curated record
CUUCCAUGUUAUCAUCGUCUUCCUGCAAGUCUAGCCUUUCGUUGAAUUGUAAUAUACCUUCCUGCUUGUUGAUCGCGCAAUCAUGAGGUCCCUGGCGGGCUUCCGCUCUCUCGCCGAACUCACCACGCUUACCCUGUUCAUCGCAUGUCUUACCAAUGCUCUUUCAUUAUCGUGGCCGAGCAUAAGCGCACGAGAUUUGAGAAAGAGAGCGAACACAACAACGAUCCCGGCGCCGAUAGUAGUGUCGCCGAGUCAAUACUGGGAUGGCAAUGAUGGGCCUUGGUCAUCAUUCGCACUGCAAGUUGGCACACCGGUGCAAAACGUGCGUACCUUGAUCUCGACGGCAUCCGAGUUCACCUGGACAAUUGGCGCGGCUGGCUGUCCAACAAACUACGUGCCGGACUGUGUUAACAGUCGCGGCUUUGUGUUCAACCCGAAUCAGUCCCUAACAUGGGUGCCAAACAGCAUCUUCUCUUUCGAGCUGGAAGACAACCUGGGAAAGGACACGACUGGUCCGGUGGGCUUCGACACUCUGACACUGGGCUGGCAAGGUGCAGGUGGACCCAAUGUCAAGCAUUCAACCAUCUUCAACAUUGCCGACAGUCAGUACUGGAUGGGUCAAUUCGGCCUCAAUCCACGGUCAACAAACUUCACUAACCUUAACGAUCCGCAACCGUCGUUCUUAACACAGCUCAAGAACAACAACUCCAUCCCUUCGCUAUCUUACGGCUACACAGCCGGCAACCAAUACCGUCUGAACAAGGUGUUUGGCUCAUUGACGCUCGGCGGAUAUGACCAGAAUCGGUUCGCUGCGACGAACGUGAGUUUCCCAUUUUACGAGGAUAUUAGUCGAGAUCUUCUGGUGUAUCUUAGAGGCGUCACGAGCGGUUCGACAAACCUGUUACCGAGCGGCACGAUCUCGAUCUUCAUCGAUUCAACAGUGCCGUGGAUCUAUCUGCCACUUGAUGCAUGCCAGGCAUUUGAAAAAGCAUUUGGACUGACAUACGAUCCGAAUGUCAACUUUUACCUUCUAAACAGCACUCAACGGACGAAUCUCCAAAACAGCAAUCCGAGUGUUACCUUCAGCAUAAGCCCGAACCAGACAGCUACCACGGAAAUGGUCGAGAUAGUGAUGCCUUUUGCGGCUUUCGACUUGCAGAUUGACUUUCCGUACAUCGAAAAUCCGAACUCGAGUUACUACUUCCCGCUGCAGAGAGCAACGAAUGACACGCAGUACACUCUUGGUCGCGCAUUCCUACAGGAGGCGUACCUUAUUGCGGACUAUGAGCGCCAAAACUUUACCGUGGCGCCCUGUACCUGGGAUGCCAAUGCGGUGAACAAGGCUGACAUCAAGACCAUUAUUAGCCCAUCGACAAAGCUCAACAGCGGUGGAGGUAACAUAUCUGUAGGCGCCAUCGUUGGUAUAGUUAUUGCGAUUGUGGCCAUCAUAGCCAUACUAGGAGUGCUCCUUUGGUGGCUCCGCCGCAGAAAGCAAGGCGAGAAGCGCCGUCUUGCAGAGUUGGAAGCCAAGCAUGGGCCGGAUGCGAAGGAUAGUCAGGACAGCGAAGGCAAACCUAUGAUUAGCCACCCGAUCGGCGGCGAGCUAGCGGGUGCUGAGGUUCAUGAGCUUACCGCACCGCACAAGCCGUUCGCACAGGAGUUGGACAGUCCGCACAAGCUAGAUCCCAACCUGGUGGGCUACAGCGAGGCGGAUGGAGGCGAGUAUUUCGGCCCUGGCAAAGGCUUUGCGCACGAGGCUCCAGGCAGUCAGUCGCACAUAUACGAAAUGCCUGGCUCUGAGGUGCAGGAAAUGCCUGCAUCGGAACGAGUGCACGAGAACAAGUAGGUCAACAUGGCAAAUGCAAGCGUUAUAGCAUGAGUGAUGGUCAGGCGCACGCGCAUCUCAAUCCGAUGUCUUAAUACAGCUUAAGUGCAUGACAAACGUACCCUUUGUUCAACGAGCGGUAUAUGCAACGCAUUCUCUCCCGAGAGCCACGCAAACGAUAGAUACCUC